Talaromyces rugulosus is the source of this 3123-nucleotide messenger RNA. RefSeq lists its product as uncharacterized. The transcript has 2 exons. NCBI's taxonomy places the organism in Eukaryota, Fungi, Ascomycota, Eurotiomycetes, Eurotiales, Trichocomaceae. Gene Ontology annotation, molecular function: ATP-dependent chromatin remodeler activity; ATP binding. The record is from RefSeq and is a predicted model, not a curated record. Bases 1 to 3123 code for a protein of 1040 amino acids.
AUGACGCCGGCAGACAGCAGCGGGGACGACGACGAUGAUGAUCUAGAAAUCAUCUCCGUCGUCCCAGUGUCUGAACCCAGCAGCAUUGGACAUAAGAGGUCGCGAAACGAGGACGAUGACGACGUCGACAACAGAAAUGAUAAAAACACGCGCAAAAGACAGCGAACGCCAACAGAAGAUGACAAAGAUCAGUCGAUCAUGCUCGCAUCCGACGAUAAUGACGAUAAUGACGAGGAUGACGACCUCCUUGCCAACGAGUUCAACGACGGGCAGGCCGCGUAUCAACAAUUCAAGAACAGAAAAAGCAUCCAACGGAAACGGACGUCGUUAAAAGCGCGCAAGACCCGCAAGGAAAGAGAAUCUACGAAGGGCAAAGAACCUACUACAACAGCAAGAAGGAAACCGCCAGCGAGCGACGCUGUCGUAGGUCGCACUUUGAGCAAGAAGGAUGCUGCUUCACGACAGCCCCAACGGCCAGCUUAUAUGAGAGAUUACACCGAAGAGCCAGUGUCGUCCGAAGACGAGCUAAUGGAGUAUACACUGCCGGAUUUCCUACAGCGCCGGCGGUCCCAGUUCGAGUCCAGAAUGCAACGACUCAAACAGGGCGGGCUGAAACUACCACCAACCUUUGAUGAGGUUGAAUUUUCAGAUGAUGAGAACUUGGAGCAUCUACAAGAAAAACCAAAUUUUCGGGACUUGCGUCCCCCGGCGCCAUAUAAAGAUGUACCGCUUCCGUAUUCGCUUGGUCUCAUACCGGCCCCGAUAGCCCAGUGGCUACGCGAGUAUCAAGUCGAGGGUGCUUCGUUUUUACAUGAGAUAUUUGUCUAUCAAAAGGGCGGCAUCUUAGGAGAUGAUAUGGGCCUAGGCAAGACAGUCCAGGUUAUUGCCUUUCUAACCGCUGCAUAUGGAAAGACCGCCGACGAACGGGACUCAAAACGGAUGAGAAAGCUGAGAAGAACCGGUGACAAUGUUUGGUAUCCGCGCACACUGAUAGUAUGUCCUGGCACGCUGAUCGAGAACUGGAAAUCCGAGCUCAACCGAUGGGGCUGGUGGGCUGUUGGAGUCUUCCACGGCGAUCGAAAGGAAGAAGCCCUCCAAGCGGCCAAGGCCGGGAGACUGGAAAUAUUGAUUACUACAUAUGUUACAUACCGCAUGAAUAAGGACUCGAUCAACAUGGUGGAAUGGGACUGUGUGGUUGCCGACGAAUGCCAUCAAAUCAAAGAGCGAAAGUCUGAAACGGCUAUAGCAAUGAACGAAAUCAACGCGCUGUGUCGAAUCGGACUCACGGGUACAGCUAUUCAGAACAAAUACGAAGAGCUCUGGACGCUCUUGAACUGGACAAACCCAGGAAAACUAGGGCCCGUAACAGCAUGGAAGAAGGCUGUUGCAGAGCCCUUGAAAAUCGGCCAGUCUCACGAUGCAACUCUAUGCCAACUAAGCAAGGCCAGAAAAACGGCCAAGAAACUGGUGCAAAAUCUUCUUCCAGAAUUCUUUCUACGCCGCAUGAAGACCCUCAUUGCCGAUCAACUGCCUAAAAAGAGUGAUAGGGUAGUGUUCUGCCCUCUGACCGAAACCCAAGCAGAUGCGUAUGAAAACUUUCUCAAUAGCGAUGUCGUCCAGUAUAUAAAAACAGCCUCGGAGAUGUGUGACUGUGGCUCUGGAAAAAAAUCUGGCUGGUGCUGUCACACCCGCCUGCCCUCUGGUCAGAAAUGGCAGAGUUAUGUAUUCCCCGCCAUUACCAACCUGCAGAAACUCAGCAACCAUCUGGCCAUUUUGAUUCCCCAAGGGGUUGACCCGAGGGAAAAACAAGACAAGGACCUAGAAAUGCUACAGGUUGCGGUCCCGGACCAAUGGCGAGACCUCUACCGGAGUCGCGACUCGAUUAUCAAUUACGCGAACCCGGAGUUUUGCGGAAAGUGGAAAGUCCUGCGAAAGCUUCUCAAAUGGUGGCACGCAAACGGGGAUAAAGUGCUUGUCUUUUCGCACAGUGUACGACUACUCAAGAUGCUUCAGAUGUUGUUCAAUCACACCAGCUACAAUGUUAGUUACCUGGACGGCGCCAUGUCCUACGAGGAUAGAGCCAAGGCGGUAGAUGACUUCAACUCUGAUCCACAGCAAUUCGUCUUUUUGAUAUCAACACGAGCUGGAGGUGUGGGCUUGAAUAUCGUCUCUGCAAAUAAGGUGGUCGUCGUCGACCCCAACUGGAAUCCUUCUCAUGAUCUACAAGCCCAAGACCGGGCUUACCGUAUCGGCCAGCAGAGGGACGUUGAGGUAUUUCGACUGAUUUCCGCAGGGACGAUUGAGGAAAUCGUCUAUGCGCGUCAGAUUUACAAACAGCAACAAGCCAAUAUCGGCUACAACGCCAGUUCGGAGCGACGGUAUUUUAAAGGAGUUCAGGAGAAGAAGGACCAGAGAGGCGAGAUCUUUGGCCUCAGUAACCUCUUCGAGUAUCAAAACAACAACGUUGUCCUGCGAGAUAUUGUCAACAAGACCAACAUCGCCGAAAGCAAAGCGGGUGUACAGGUCGUAAGCGUAGACUUGGAACAAGAGGAUGCAAUCACCAGCCAAGACGGCUCACCAGCGCCAGCUCCCCCUUCUUCCAGAAGAGGAGACGAAGAUAACGACGGCACCAUGAGCCAACUUGCAGCAAUGAUUCUAGGCGAAACCCCUUCGACUGGUGCGGGAACGACAACAACAACAACGCAGCCGGUUCAAAAACACGAUCCAGUCCAGGCGAUUCUUGCAGGAGCCGGGGUCGAAUACACUCAUCUAAACAACGAAGUCAUCGGUUCGUCCAAGGUGGAAGAACGCCUCAGCCGUCGUGCCGAGCAAGCCAACGACCUCCAGGCUGAUAUCCAGGUCUUUCAAAAUUCCGGCGUUUCUAACAGCCAAGGGAAUAACUUCAAGAUGCGAAAGGACGACGGCCAGACCAUCCAAUUCAAAUUCAACCCGCCGCAGGAUGUACGCAGGCGUCAGUUCUGCAGCAUGGCGCGCAGAUUCGGCUUCCCGAAUGCAACUGAGUUUGCCUUUGUUGUUGAGAGUAUGACGCAGGCUCAACGGCGGGCUUGCCUGGAACGGUGGUAUAAGGAAAGAAGGGAUAUUCUUUCGAAUCAGGACGAGUGA